AUGUACUGGGAGCUGUGGCUGAGCCAGUUGACGGCGACAGACCUGCAGCAUAUGCUGGUGGGGAACAAAGGUAGGAGAGCAUCAGGUCUUGACAGGGCAUGGUCACACCUGACCUGUAGGCCAGUUUAAAGUCCUCAGGAGAUGUCCUGACAGAUUUACUAUACUGCUGCCAUGUGGUGUACUGUGUACUUUGCUUGCUGAAUGGAGAACUACGAACUUUAGUAGUUCUGUUUGUUUAGAAUGGAGCUCUAUGUACUUUAAUAGUUCUGUGCGUUUUAGAAUGGAGCACUGUGUACUUUAAUAGUUCAGUGUGUUUUAGAAUGGAGCACUGCGUACUUUAAUAGUUCAGUGUGUUUUAGAAUGGAGCACUGUGUACUUUAAUAGUUCAGUGUGUUUUAGAAUGGAGCACUGCGUACUUUAAUAGUUCAGUGUGUUUUAGAAUGGAGCACUGCGUACUUUAAUAGUUCAGUGUGUUUUAGAAUGGAGCACUGCGUACUUUAAUAGUUCAGUGUGUUUUAGAAUGGAGCACUGCAUACUUUAAUAGUUCAGUGUGUUUUAGAAUGGAGCACUGCAUACUUUAAUAGUUCAGUGUGUUUUAGAAUGGAGCACUGAGUACUUUAAUAGUUCAGUGUGUUUUAGAAUGGAGCACUGUGUACUUUAGUAGUUCAAUGUGUUUCCUGUUUUACUCCCUAUUUCACACAUUCCUCUCAUUAGGCUGGAUUUGGAGAUCUGGGCCAUUUAUCAACUAUUUGGUUCGGAUGCAGGACUUCAUAGUUGAGGUUAAGCUUGAAUUCAACUCAAUCUUACACAGUGUAUAUCUUCAAGGGAAAGUUCACCAAAAUGACAUUGGUUUCCUUAUCCUGUAAGCAGUCUAUGGACAAAGUAUGACAGCAAUCAAUUUUUUGGUUUAGUUUAACAUUUUAGCAUUUGUGACACAAAUCCUGUUCAAGUCAUGGGAUCAAUAAUAUAUUUUUUUGCACAUCAUGUUCAAAUCAUCUAUCAGUAACUUUGUUGAGCUUCACAAUACAUUUUAGAUACUUUUGGACAAGAUGCGUGAAUAAUGCUAAUAUUUGUCCUAUGACUUGAAUGGGAUUUGUGCCACAAAUGCUAAAAUGUUAACAUGUGGAAACCGUGCCAGAGAAACCAGACCAAAGCAUGGAUUGCUGUUGUACCUUGUCAAUAGACUGCUUACAAGGUCAGGAAACCAAUGUGUAAUUUGGCUGAACUAUCCCUUUAACUUCUCAGACACUAUUGUUUUUGGGCAAUUCCACUGUGUGACACUGAGACUCAGAUUUUUCACUUUAAAAUGUAUGUCAAACAAAAAACAAUGAUUGCCAUGAACAGUGCAGAUGCAACAUUUGGUAACAGAAUGACGGUUUGUGCCAUUUGUGUGUCAUUCUGUUACCAAACUUUGCAUCUGCAUUGUUCUUCAAGUAAAUGUUUAUGUAACAUUUUCAGUGGAAAUUGUUAAAAGUAGUCCUUGUGCAUAGAGUUGUAUUGUUUGUUUAACUUUGCAAAUAUUGGUUUUUGUUGACGUACAUUUUAAAGUAAAUAAUCUGAGUCUUGUCACUGUUAUCGUGGAAUUGCCCUUUUUAUGUCUGUCUGUGUAGAACAUCAUAGUUACUAGGGUUGAGUCCAUCCAUGUCAUUUCAGCAAGCCAUGACACCCACCAUAUCAGAUUGUUCUGAAAUUGUUUCUGUAGUUAGAAAAAGGUACGUUUGUCAUUCCUGAAACAUUAUUUUGUUAAUUUUAUUUUAUCUCUGAGUAAUUCAGGUUAUUGAUUUUACCCAAAUUGGCCAUUUAUAGAAUUUAGAUAUUAUUCAAUAAAUAUAGUACCGACAUCCAAUUUAGAACAAACUGCAUCCUACCAGUGAGUAAGACAUUUGGAUUCCCAAAAAAAUUGCCAAAAGCCACCCACGGAAGAAAUAGGUAGGAAGAUGUUUGGUCCAAAUCAAAUGUUGGGUACUAUAUUUAUAGAAUGUUAUCCGAAUCCUAUAAAUUAAAAUGGCCAAUUUGGGUGCCAUCAAUUAGCUUAAUUUCUCAGAGAUGAAAUUAUAUUUUAACACGUUUCAGGAAUGUUAAUCGUAUCUGUUACUUACUACAGAAACAAUUUCAGAACAAUCUGGGUGUCAAAAUCCUCUUCCUUGUGCUUUUUGAGUUGGAACGACCCAGGAAGUGAUGAUGCCUUUCAGAAAUGAUGUUUACCGUAACCAUUAGCUACUGACCACCACAGACUGACGCUGAUGGUGCCAGUCACUUACUUUACUGUAGAUGUAUAACUUAAACUUUGGUGUAGCCAAUCAUUCCUUUGUUGUAUAGGGGCAAUUCCACAGUAACAGAGUGAAAGUAGUCUUUGUGCAUACAGUUGUAUGGUUUUUAAACUUUGCAAUCAUUGGCUUUUGUUCAACGUACAUUUUAUGCCAACUCUCGACUUUCUUUUCAGUGGCUAUUUCCUCCCCUCUACCUCUCCUUCACUGUCUUUUUUUCACUUGUCUCCCUGGCAGUCGGUAAGUCCCACUCAGCAGCUGCCCAGACAUGCUGUAGAGGUUGUUGGCAGCUGUUAAGCAGCCCUGUGAGUGAUUGAGGCUCAGGCAUGUUGUAGAGGUUGUUGGCAGCUGUUAAGCAGCCCUGUGAGUGAUUGAGGCUCAGGCAUGUUGUAGAGGUUGUUGGCAGCUGUUAAGCAGCCCUGUGAGUGAUUGAGGCUCAGGCAUGUUGUAGAGGUUGUUGGCAGCUGUUAAGCAGCCCUGUGAGUGAUUGAGGCUCAGGCAUGUUGUUGGCAGCUGUUAAGCAGCCCUGUGAGUGAUUGAGGCUCAGGCAUGUUGUAGAGGUUGUUGGCAGCUGUUAAGCAGCCCUGUGAGUGAUUGAGGCUCAGGCAUGUUGUAGAGGUUGUUGGCAGCUGUUAAGCAGCCCUGUGAGUGAUUGAGGCUCAGGCAUGUUGUAGAGGUUGUUGGCAGCUGUUAAGCAGUCCUGUGAGUGAUUGAGGCUCAGGCAUGUUGUAGAGGUUGUUGGCAGCUGUUAAGCAGCCCUGUGAGUGAGAGGCUCAGGCAUGCUGUAGAGGUUGUUGGCAGCUGUUAAGCAGCCCUGUGAGUGAUUGAGGCUCAGGCAUGUUGUAGAGGUUGUUGGCAGCUGUUAAGCAGCCCUGUGAGUGAUUGAGGCUCAGGCAUGUUGUAGAGGUUGUUGGCAGCUGUUAAGCAGCCCUGUGAGUGAUUGAGGCUCAGGCAUGUUGUAGAGGUUGUUGGCAGCUGUUAAGCAGCCCUGUGAGUGAUUGAGGCUCAGGCAUGUUGUAGAGGUUGUUGGCAGCUGUUAAGCAGUUGUAGAGGUUGUUGGCAGCUGUUAAGCAGCCCUGUGAGUGAUUGAGGCUCAGGCAUGUUGUAGAGGUUGUUGGCAGCUGUUAAGCAGCCCUGUGAGUGAUUGAGGCUCAGGCAUGUUGUAGAGGUUGUUGGCAGCUGUUAAGCAGCCCUGUGAGUGAUUGAGGCUCAGGCAUGUUGUAGAGGUUGUUGGCAGCUGUUAAGCAGCCCUGUGAGUGAUUGAGGCUCAGGCAUGUUGUGUGGGUGUGGUGACCCGCAGUAUCUUUCCAACCACGCCGACAGAGCCCCUCCCCGCAGCUAUUACACUCUUUAUAUACAGGCAGGGGAAAAAGAAAGCCAAGUAGUCCUCAUCUCAGAUGAGUGUGUGUGGAAAGUGAAGUGAGUCAAUUUUGAGAGUGGACAAGCAGUAUGUAUUUGAGAACCAUUCAACCCAGCAGCAGUUUUGAGGAAGAGUGGGUUAGGCUGACAGGCCGGCCCUACACAGGGGUAAUGGAUGUGGACGGGCCUAGACUCUCGGGUAGCUACAACUUGGCUCUUUCUUUCUGUCUAUCUGAGUACACUCCAGCUGCCUAUUCAUUGGACAGCUAUUGGUAUUAGGCUAGCACUGGUAAAUGGUAGUCUAUUUCACAGUUGAUUAUAUUAGAUUGUUAAAGGAACAGAAAAAAAAACAGAUUUGUGGGUGAAAUAGAGAAUUUUGGCAAAACAUAUGUGGGCCAUUGGAAAGGGAUGCAUGUUUGUGGUCCCUAAAAGCAGACAACAUUUGUUUUGUAAAAUGAUGUACGUGUUUUGUUAGGCAUACCUGUGGCACUGUUUACUCAUGUGGCUUAUGUAUGUUGGAGGUGAGAUUUCCACAGAUUUUAUUUAGGCAGCAUGACUUUCACUGAACCAUUCACCAACCACUUUCUUUCUCUAUCUCUCCUUGUUCUCUCUCUCCCUCCCCCUCCCUCCCUCCCUCCAGAGGCCCUCCACCGGCCCUUCGGCCUGGACUCGGCAGCGUUGACGGAAGCGGUGCGCUGGAGCUCCAAGGAGAACCUGCUGGGUGCUGCCGAGAGCGAUCCUAACCUCUUUGUUGCACUUUAUGACUUUGUUGCCAGUGGCGACAACACGCUGAGCAUUACGAAAGGUAUGUAUUCUGAAAGAGCUUUUUAUCAAUAUGCUUUCCCAAUAGAUAACCUGGUUUCAUUUCCGCACCCUGCAUAAUCACAAAACACUCCUUAUCUAAAGAUGACUCGCUUCCAGAGGUAUGGGGUCCCUACCUUCUGCAGGGGAGGGCAGUUCUUCGAGAGAUUUCCUCAAAAUACAGUACCAUGGUACCAUCCAGUGAACUAUGUGUGUUUGUUUAUUCCGAUCCCUUUUCAUUUCAUCUGUGUCCCUGUUUUCCCCAGCAGCAGUUUGCUGAUCAAAGAGCUGUCUCCUGGGUAAUGAGCUUAAAAUCAUAAUAUUUGGGAGAGUUACUUUUUUAAUUAACUGAUAUAAAAGCAUUAGCUAAAGAUGGAGAAAUAUCUUAAUAAGCCGAUGCCUGCCUUCACCAGUCGCCCCAUGGCUGCUGCCUGAGAUGGAGCUAAUGUUUAGACUGUGAGUCAUUGCAUGCCCAAUGGAGAGGUAGGCAGGCCUGCCCUCCCACACCCUUGUUUGGCUCUAAUGCACUUUUAAUGUGGAAUCCUUUCAACUGUAAUAAUAACAGGUGGAUAAACCCAGCAGGGGGUGAUCACAGAGAGGGACUUAUCGGCCCUGCCGCCCUUAAUCGCUGUCUCAGAUCAAUGCCAUGCCUCAGACCAGUAAUAUCCGUUGCGGGCCGCCUGACAUUGUGUUUCCACCCGGAGCCAACUCUCUGGCUCCCUACGGUGUGUCGCAGAGGAAACUGUCUAGUGUGACUGGUUAGGCCGGCCCAAUGUUGUUUUUCUGCCUCCCCGGCUGUCCAGUGUCAAUAGAGCCUGUAGCUAUAACCUCUGUGGCACCAGAGGGUAUUGAGUCUGCAGCAUGUUCAGCUCAGCCCAUGAUGUACAGGGAGAGUGGCAGAAAGCUUGGCGGCGCUCCCUGUCCCCUCUCCAGGCCGUGUCUUGUCGCUGCCAUAACAGCUCACUGGCAUUAUCCUCUCAAUGGGAGCAGCUUCGAAGGGCUGCAGGGAGCUGCCGGACAGCCAGGGCGUGUUUCAGCUCCACAGUCACACAGCUCCUCUACAGUACUGCAUUCUCUGUCUCUAUUUAAGAGGCACUCCCUCCCGUCUCCACUGCUGACCUCAUAGGAGGCAGACAAGGCAGCAGACCAAGUCACUACAUGCGUAGGCCAGCCCUACCUUUUGGCACUGCAUUAAAUGAAGCAUCAAUGGGGGCUAUUUAAAUCCUAUGAAGGAACCAAAAGCUUCAAGAGGUGCUAAUGUCCUAAAGUGGCUCUAAAUGUUUAAAGAUGAUGUCCUUUUACCUGACUCUGUCUCCCUGUCCCUCUCUUCCCAGGUGAGAAGCUGAGGGUGCUCGGCUACAAUCAGAAUGGGGAGUGGAGCGAGGUACGUUCGAAGAACGGCCAGGGCUGGGUACCAAGCAACUACAUCACGCCCGUCAAUAGCCUGGAGAAGCACAGCUGGUACCACGGGCCUGUUUCGCGCAGCGCCGCAGAGUACCUACUCAGCAGCCUCAUCAACGGCAGCUUCCUGGUCCGGGAGAGCGAGAGCAGCCCAGGACAGCUGUCCAUCUCCCUGCGCUACGAGGGACGCGUCUACCACUACCGCAUCAACACCGCCUCAGAUGGCAAGGUAGCUAGAGGUCUGGGACCUACAGAUGGACUGUCUCUUCCUUUUCUUACUACUCUGCCCCUGCUAAUGUUCCUGCUCUGUCUCUGUUGGCCGUCUCUGGUUCCUCCCCACGGUGCUGACCCGUGUGUUCGUCUGUCUUUCUGUCCCCAGGUGUACGUCACAGCAGAGAGCCGCUUCAGCACCCUGGCCGAACUGGUCCACCACCACUCCACAGUGGCCGACGGCCUGGUCACCACGCUCCACUACCCGGCGCCCAAGUGCAACAAGCCCACCGUCUACGGCGUGUCGCCCAUCCACGACAAGUGGGAGAUGGAGCGCACCGACAUCACCAUGAAGCACAAGCUGGGCGGGGGGCAGUACGGAGAGGUGUACGUGGGAGUCUGGAAGAAAUACAACCUCACCGUCGCAGUCAAAACACUCAAGGUUGGUCUCUUCUAUAAAGAUUGGUGGUCGCCUGUAAAAUCUCCAUCUUUUGUCUCUAUUUUGUGAAAUCCUCUGGGAUCAUGUAAUAUGAAUGAGGUGUGGUGUUUAGUGGUUUAUGGUCACCACCUGCUGGUAGAAUGUUGUAUUACAUCAACAUGAAACUGAAUGGGGCAACAACUACAUUUUAGUCAUUUAGCAGACGCUCUUAUCCAGAGCGACUUACAGGAGCAAUUAGGGUUAAGUGCCUUGCUCAAGGGCACGUCGACAGAUUUUUCACCUAGUCGGUUCGGGGAUUAGAACCAGCGACCUUUCGGUUACUGGCACAAUGCUCUUAACCACUAAGCUACCUGCCGCUGUUGGAGAUAUGUUUAAUCGCAGUUUAACUUGUUUUGUUCACCUUGGUAUCCUGAUACUAAGAUAUUGAAUAAAUCCAGUGAAUAUUGACCUUUCUGCUUGUUUGGCUUCCAGGAGGACACUAUGGAGGUGGAGGAGUUCCUGAAAGAGGCAGCAGUCAUGAAGGAGGUGAAACAUCCCAACCUGGUGCAGCUGCUAGGUCAGUGCUGCACACAGUACAGCUCCACUUACUAACAGCACAUGGCAUUUCUACCGGCUGUUGGGUUUCUAGACUCUGAGGCGUAGUUCCGUCUGACCUCUGUUGGCUUGCCUCUGUCCAGGUGUGUGUACGUUGGAGCCUCCCUUCUACAUCGUGACAGAGUACAUGCCCCACGGCAACCUGCUGGACUACCUGAGGGAGUGUGACCGGGAGGAGGUGAACGCUGUGGUGCUGCUCUACAUGGCCACGCAGAUCUCCUCCGCCAUGGAGUACCUGGAGAAGAAGAACUUCAUCCACCGGGACCUGGCGGCCAGGAACUGUCUGGUGGGGGAGAACAGCGUGGUGAAGGUGGCAGACUUUGGGCUGAGCAGGCUGAUGACGGGAGACACGUACACGGCCCACGCCGGAGCCAAGUUCCCCAUCAAGUGGACCGCACCCGAGAGCCUGGCCUACAACACCUUCUCUAUCAAAUCUGAUGUGUGGGGUGAGUCAGAACCAGCUUUUCAGUCUUAAUCACAUGUUCUAAAUCAGUAAACAUUAGUGUGAGCGUGUUUCUCAUCCUAUGAUGGUCUCUUGUCCUUCAGCUUUCGGUGUGCUGCUGUGGGAGAUAGCGACGUACGGUAUGUCUCCUUACCCAGGUAUCGACCUGUCUCAGGUAUACGACCUGCUGGAGAAGGGCUACCGCAUGGAGCAGCCAGAGGGGUGUCCACCCAAGGUCCACGAGCUGAUGAGAGCCUGUGAGUAUGGGCACCACACUCAGUACACACACAGUCCCUCCCACACACACAGUCCCUUGCACUAUCAUCCAUUCACAUAUGUCCUGCAUAUUAGCUCUAUAACCUAAAUUGUCCAUGGAGUAAGAAAUAACAUGACCUUUGUUUUGGUGUGAUAUCAGGCUGGCAAUGGAGCCCGUUGGACCGACCCUCGUUUGCCGAGACCCACCAGGCCUUUGAGACAAUGUUCCACGAUUCUAGCAUCUCCGAAGGUACUUGUACUACAUACAGUCACAUUACUACCCUUAGGGCUUAACCGCGGUCGGAUACACUUCCCUCUCUUGGAGGCAUUUAGUUCUGCUGCCUGACUCCAUUCAAGCCUGUCAGUUUACACUAAAGCGGAUGUAUUUGUGGACAUUAGAGAGACAAUGGCCAUUAAUGCUGCGUAAACAUCUCUGUAGGGCCUUUUCAGAGUGGUACAGCAUGCCUGGUGCCUCAGGGAGAGACGGGAGGAUGAUAUGAGUGAGGAUGAGGAAAGGGCAGGCUGAACUGAGGGGAGUACAGGGAGAACGCAGGGCUUUCAGAGAAGCACUAUAAACUCAGCAUUGAUUUCUGCAGUUAUUCCAGUGAAUGCAGUCCUACUAUUUCUAGCAAGGGAUUCGAUGUGUCAAACGGUCUAAUGUAAAUGUCCACUUAAUUAAUCAUUCCUUUCCUUUCCCGUUGCCCCCCCCCCCCCCCUCUCUCUCUCUCUCUCUCUAGAGGUAGCAGAGGAGCUGUGUAAGACUGCAUCCUCUGGCCACGGCCCAUCACCACACCCCUUCAGCCACGACAUGCCCCUGCUGCCCUCCAAGUCGCGCACGCUCAAGAAGCAUACGGAGAACAAGGAGAACAUCGAGGGGGGUCUGGAUGGCAGGCAGGAGACACACACAGGCAGCACGCACAGCCCCUCAGGUACCUGCCUUGCCCGCCGCCAUGCCUGUAGGCUGAGGAGAAGAGCUGCUGUGUACCUGGAAAAGUGAACGUCACUGGAUCACCUCACCCAAACGUCACCACUAUCUAGCUCAGUGUCAUUACGCCUCCUUUAGCAUCAAUUAUAUGAGCUUUCCUCAUAAUUUAUCAAGAGUUACUUUAAAGUCACGUAUCCUAAUAGAUAAUAUGCAGUGGGGACUGUUGCCAUGUCCAACCACAUCACUUAAAGCAUUGAACAUUAAGCAGAUACAUAAUUGGCCAAAUACCAGAGAAAGGGUUUGGAUUAAAGGCAUUCUCAAUCCUCUCCCAUUAUAGAAUUCACCGUCUUCCUCCCGUACAUGAUUAGACAAGGCUGGGUAAAUGUGCCUGUUUGUAUGCGUCUGUAUUCAUGUUUGUCAUCUUUCAUUUUUAUUAACCUGACAAUUGAGGAUGUUGAAUUCUAAUACUCUCAUCUCUGUCUGUUGCAUCCUCCCCACACACAACACACAACUCUAAAGAUCAUAUGUACCAAUACCUCAAUUAAAAGCGGAGAGUAUUUUGUAUGGUUUUUGCCAUGUUGUCGUUCAUGUUUUAUGUGCAAUCAAGUGACAGUGUUUUAUUGCAUGUUGUUUUCUUGUGGAAAAACCAAAGGCGAUCUAUGUUCCUGUCAGUCCUUAUACUAUCACUCAUUUCACACCAUAUAAUCCUUUCCAUGAUACUUCUCCACUAGCAGUAUGAUUGAUCACACUAUAGCAAACACAGCGUAACAAGAUACGUCGGGGAUGAUGAAGCCAGAGUGGUGGUGACUUAAGGGAGGUGGCUUCCUGCCAUCCUGACUCAGGCUGGUGCCUGGCUCACUCUGGCGCUCAUCUAUUACACGUAUAGAGCCGCUUCACAUCCCUAGUACAAGGUGGCACCACAAAGUUCUUGAAACAGGAAUGGCUCUGGAGAGGGAGGAUAUGCCUGUAGUCAAAGCAAAAAUGCAAAUUGGCAGCCAGCCUGUGAGAUUCACUGGUUUUGGGCUAUUCCAGAUGUUGAAUAAAUGGUGUAAUGAGUGUUGAUAAGAGACUGCAGCCCUGGUACCUGUUUAACUCCAUGCCAUCUGUUCUCUGCAGGUCUGGCAGCCACUCUGCUGGCAGGGGAUGGCCGGUCAGGCAGCUCUCCUGCUCUGCCUCGGAAACAGAGGGAGAAAUCCCCCAGCAGCCUCUUGGAGGACUCCCAGGAGACCACGUUCACUCGGGACCGCAAGGCUGGCUUCUUCAGUUCCUUCAUGAAGAAGAAGUCUUCCUCCAACUCUCCCUCCUCCCAGCUGCAGCAGAGCCUGCCUACGCCGCCCAAGAGGAGCAGCUCGUUCAGGGAGAUGGAGACGCAGCCGCACAAGAAGUAUGAGCCCACGACUGGCUUGAGCGCCCCUCCUCCCCCCCUGCCUCAGGCAGACGGCCUGGGCUUUUCACCAUCCCACGGAGAGGGGAAUCACAUCCAGUCACGCUGCUGUGGAGCCACUUUUGGACAAAAGGCCUCUGCCAACCACACCUCUGGGGCCCCGCCCUCACAGGUGGGCAGUAGCAGCAGCUGGGCAGGCCUGGCAGGCUUCUUCACCCCCCGCCUCAUCAAAAAGACUUUAGGGCUACGGACCGGCAAGUCCACUGGGACCGAAGAGGGGGGUGGGGGGACCAAGCCCUUCCCCAGGUCCAACUCCACCUCCUCCAUGUCUGCAGGGCUGCCUGACCUGGAGAGGAUGGCUCUGACUUUACCCAGGAACCGCAGUAAGCCUCCUCUAGAGCGCACUGCCUCCACCACCUCACAGCCUGAGAACGGGGCAGCACACACCUCUGAGACCCUGCUCCGUAAGAUGGAUGAGGGCACAGCUCAGAUCAGGGACCGGCCAAAAGCCAAGCUGCUUCCCAGAGGGGUGGGAGGGAACUCUGGGGUGGUGAGGGCACCUGGGGUUGGGAGUGAGGCCGAUUCAUAUUGUCACUCCGGGACCCUACGGGGUAGGGAGGGUCAGGAGGCAGGAGGACAGGACCGUCAGGGAUGGUCGUCCCCCUCCAAAACAGUGGGAUCAGGCCUAUCAGCGGCUCCACACAACCACAAGGUUCCAGUGUUGAUCUCGCCCACACUCAAGCAUUGCCCGGCCGAUGUGCACCUGGUGGGGAUGGACUCUCAGGGGAACCGCUUCAAACUACUAUCAGAGCACCAGGCGGACAAGGACCGGCCACGGCUGAUCAAGCCUAAAUGUGCCCCACCUCCCCCUCCCACUCUGCGCCUCCUUGGACACUCCUACAGUGGGGAUGGAGAGGAGCAGGUCGGGGGGGCUGUGGAGGUCAAUGGUGAUGGGGUGAAAAGGCCGGGACGAGUAAGGGAAGUGGGAACAGGGAGACCAUCAGUGCCGCCACCACAAGUGCCUCCACCUUCUUCAGCCUCCUCUUCCUCUGCCAACAACACUACCCCCACUAAGAUGGCCAACGGUGCCACCAGCACUGGCUCUUCCACUGCCCCCUCUGGUGGAUCUAAGCUUCUGCGUCGGACUCGGCAGCAGGCAGAGAGGGUACAACCAGAGAAGAUCAGUAAGGAGGCUCUGCUGGAGUGUGCCGAGUGCCUGAGAGGUGCCCUCCACAGCAGCCCCGAGCCCUCCUCCAGCAGCCAGGUCCUAGACGCUGCCCACCAGCUGCUAGACUACUGCUCAGGCUACGUGGACUGCAUCCCACAGAUGCGGAACAAGUUUGCCUUCCGGGAGGCCGUGGGCAAGUUAGAGCUCAGUUUGCAGGAGCUGCGGGCAUCGUCCUCCUCUGGAAGCGGAGGAGCAUUCAGUGGCCCAGGGCCUAGCCCUGCUCUGGACAACUUGCACACCUGCAUCAAGGAAAUUUGUGAUGUGGUUCAGAGGUAGCCACCAGACCCUUUCAAACAUUUCCUUUGUAUUCCCUUUUUUGGUUCUAUUAACAUUUUGGGGACAGAGAACAAUCUCCGAAGUACCUCAGAAAAUCACUACAAAUUGUAUCUCUUAUUGUUUACAGUUGACUCUUUCUCAAAAAUGCCAGUGGAGAACGCUGUUCUAAUCUUUGUACAUAAACAUUGUUGA
Molecule: messenger RNA, 11773 nt
Organism: Coregonus sp. 'balchen'
Lineage: Eukaryota; Metazoa; Chordata; Actinopteri; Salmoniformes; Salmonidae
Source: the annotation of a GenBank genome assembly